Molecule: messenger RNA, 550 nt
Organism: Diabrotica virgifera virgifera (western corn rootworm)
Lineage: Eukaryota; Metazoa; Arthropoda; Insecta; Coleoptera; Chrysomelidae
Gene: ND-B18
Product: NADH dehydrogenase [ubiquinone] 1 beta subcomplex subunit 7
Exons: 3
Coding region: 99-482 (127 amino acids)
Cellular component (GO): mitochondrion
Source: RefSeq, a predicted model, not a curated record
GUCAUUUCGAAUCAAAUGUCAAUGUCAUUACAUAAUAAUAUAACCCAACUUUUAAUCUAGGAGAAACGUUCAAAAUUAUAAUUUAUCCUUUUUAUAAAAUGGGUCAAUCAUUUGGUCACACAAUCAAUAAUGGUUUUGAUUUAUAUUUCCGCCCAGAAAUUACACCUAGUCCUUUCGAAGAUCCAACAUUUGACCCAUUAGAAGGAUUCCAAAAUGGUAGAAAAGAAAGAGUUAUGAUUGCCACCGAAGAGGAAAUGAGAUCUGCCAAAUUGCCUUUGGAAGAUCGAGAUUACUGUGCGCAUUUGUUACUCAAAUUUCGAGCUUGUAGAAAAGAAAACUGGCCUUUUGUGGUCAAUUGUCAUCAUGAGAAGCAUGCAUUUUUAGACUGUAAAUAUGAAGAUUUUGUUAUCAGGAUGAAAGAAUAUGAACGUGAAAGAAGAUUGAGAGUAUUGCAACAAAAGCAAAAAGCAGUAGAAGAAUAAAAAUGUAAUUUGUACAUAAGUAGUAAUUUUAUUUGUCAAUAUGUCUUAAUAAACCAUUAUGUUAAUAG